AUAGUUUUGUCUUAUUGACUUUCCGAAACCGUCAUUGUUCUUGUCUCUCUCCUUUGCCACUUUGCCACCAUGACUAAUUACUAUUAUGGGAAACAAAAAGACGCUUCAGUUUUUCCAGAAAAAAAGUAGAUCUAUUUGUCUUCUUUGCUUGAAAUCUCUCUGAUUCAUGCAUAAAGCUUGCAUCUUUCUAGUCUUUAACAUGUUUGGAGUCGUAGUUUUGAUUUAAGGAGCUCUGUUUAGCGAAGAUCAAACAUGGUGGGUACUAAUCAGUUUUCAUUUUCGAAGCCGAGAGAGACGCCUUGGAAUUUAAGGUCACGUAGCAGGAGCAUUACUCAAGAAGAACUUGCCAAGCGUCCUGACCCAUUCUGUCUACCGAAUCUCCUUGAUGGGCUUGAAGAUGGUUUAUACGGACGUCUUGCUGAUGAUGUAAAGAGACUUUGUAAGCUGAGACAGGAAUAUUUGAAUGGUUCCAUCUCAUUGGAAGAUAUCGAAGCUAGACAAGACAACAAACGAGCCAAGUCUUCUCAUAAUCUUAUCAUCGAUUCAGAUGACGAGUUGCCUCAAGAAUCACCUCUAGAAAAAAGGCUGAAGAAGCUCAAGGAAGUGAUUGUUGUGAAGAAUGGAGAUAGCUCAGGAUCUGACUCGAGUCCACAAGGUUAUGACGAGGAGGAUUCAUCGAGGAAUUCUACUGAUAUUGACAAUCAAAGUCUAUAUGUGGAUGCAGAAGAAGAAGAAGAACUUUGGAGGAAGAUGGCUUUUGCUCAAGAAUCAAUUAAGGUAACGGUGGAGGAUUCACAAAGUAAUGAUCACAAACAAAUCGAAGACUGUGACCAUUCCUUCAUUUGCAAGGACGAUAUUGGAGAAGUGUGUCGUGUUUGUGGACUUAUCAAGAAACCAAUUGAGAGCAUGAUUGAGGUUGUGUUCAACAAGCAAAAGAGAUCGAGGAGAACUUAUAUGCGUGAAAAAGAAAAUGGGGAAACGAGCAGGGAUUUCUCAGGAAUCCAGUCUUCUCAUACAAACAUUUUGGGAGAAAAAAUGUUCAUUCACCCAUGGCAUGAUCAGGAGAUGAGGCCUCACCAGACUGAAGGAUUUAGAUUUUUAUGUAACAACCUUGCAGCAGAUGAGCCAGGUGGAUGCAUAUUAGCUCAUGCUCCGGGAUCAGGCAAGACAUUUCUGCUCAUCAGCUUUCUGCAGAGUUUCAUGGCUAUGGAUCCGCAGGCUAGACCAUUGGUUGUGCUACCAAAGGGGAUCAUAGAGUCAUGGAAGAGAGAGUUUACUUUGUGGGAAGUUGAGAAGAUUCCCCUGCUUGAUUUCUACAGCGUGAAAGCAGAAUCACGGAAGCAGCAACUGAAGGUUUUGGGGCAAUGGAUCAAGGAGAGAAGCAUUCUGUUUCUUGGUUACCAACAGUUUACGAGGAUCAUCUGCGAUGAUAACUUUGAGGCAGCUUCAGAAGAUUGUAAGCUGAUAUUGCUUGAGAAGCCAACGUUGCUUAUACUUGAUGAGGGUCAUACCUCAAGGAAUAAGGAGACCUACAUGCUUAGUUCGCUUGCUCGUGUCAAGACUCGUCGAAAGGUGGUUCUCACAGGUACCUUGUUCCAAAACAACGUUGAAGAAGUGUUUAACAUUUUGGAUCUUGUUCGUCCCAAGUUCUUGAAGCGCCCUGGAACUCGGGAGAUUGUUUCUCGUAUCAUGAGCAAGGCAGAGAUACCAAGAGGAAAACAGGUGAACCAGAGUAGUAGUAGUAUCGAGGGGACUUUCUUUGCUGCAGUAGAGCUUACAUUACAGAGGAGUACAAACUUUUCUGCCAAAGCCAGCUUGAUAAAGGAUCUACGCGAAAUGACCCGUAAUAUCUUGCAUUAUCACAAAGCAGAUUUUAGCGGCUUGCUUCCGGGGCUUAGUGAGUUCACUGUCAUGCUCAACCUGAGCUCAAUUCAGAGAGAUGAAGUAAAAGGUCUGAGGAAAAUGGAACUGUUCAAGCAGAUCUCUCUUGGUGCUGCUUUGUAUAUACACCCAAAGCUCAAAUCUUUCUUGGAGGAAAACCCUUCCAACGGGGAAAAGGGUUUUUCUGAUAACAAUACAACAGUUAUGAAGCUGGACAAGAUGCUGAAAAAGAUCAAUGUGAGAGAUGGGGUGAAGAUGAAAUUCUUCCUCAACCUCUUAGCUCUGUGUGAAUCAACAGGAGAGAAGCUCUUGGUGUUUAGCCAAUACAUUGUUCCAAUAAAGACUCUCGAGAGACUCAUGAGCUCAAUGAAAGGUUGGCGUUUAGGGAAAGAGAUGUUCACAAUCACAGGUGAUUCAAGCAAUGAACAGAGAGAAUGGUCAAUGGAGAGAUUCAACAAUUCACUAGAGGCUAAAGUGUUUUUCGGAUCGAUCAAAGCUUGUGGGGAAGGAAUAUCACUAGUGGGUGCAUCACGGGUUCUGAUUCUUGAUGUUCAUCUGAACCCAUCAGUGACUCAGCAAGCCGUGGCUCGAGCUUAUAGACCAGGACAGAAGAGGAAAGUAUAUGCGUACAAGCUCGUAGCUGCGGAUUCACCAGAGGAAGAGAACUACGAAACAUGUACGCGUAAAGAGAUGAUGUCGAAGAUGUGGUUCGAGUGGAAUGUUGGAUCAGGAAGAGAGGAUUUUGGGUUUAGAGCCAUUGAUGCUGAUCACUCCGGUGAUGCGUUUCUUGAAACGACCAAGAUGAAGGAAGAUAUCAAGUGUUUAUACACAAAGGUAAACUGAUUUGAUAACCGAUUAUAACCGGUUUAAACCGGAUAUUUCGUUUGGUCAAUUAGAUGAUAACAUAAUAUUUUCAUACUUUUUUAAGUUUUUAUAUUUUGUAGACAUUUGGGUUUAAGAGAUGAACCGAAUUGAAAUUGAAUCUCGUUUGAUGGUUCAACGAGAUUCCGGUUUCUAUUGGUUGUUUUCUUUUGAAUCUGAAACACUUUUCUAGU
Arabidopsis thaliana (thale cress) is the source of this 2936-nucleotide messenger RNA. It is a transcript of the gene CHR34, whose product is annotated as chromatin remodeling 34. Gene Ontology annotation, molecular function: hydrolase activity; nucleotide binding; ATP binding. The record is from RefSeq and is marked reviewed. Gene Ontology annotation, cellular component: nucleus. Lineage: Eukaryota; Viridiplantae; Streptophyta; Magnoliopsida; Brassicales; Brassicaceae. The transcript has 5 exons. The coding region runs from base 253 to 2724 and encodes 823 amino acids. Gene Ontology annotation, biological process: gene silencing by siRNA-directed DNA methylation.